GUUGCGCGUGUUUUAUGGUUCAGAAAAACGUAAAUGUUCAUUUCGAGGUAGAAAAGUUACUAUUUGUACAUUUUCACAGAUAUAGCAGUUACACGUGGGAGAAUAAAUUCUUAUCACUCCAGACCCACGGCACGUGGUGAGAGGGGAAAUCCGCGAAAACUUGUUUUCUUUUGAAAGGUCUAACCGGAAGUUUGUGGUUGCUUAGUAACCAGAUAAUGAACGUUCUAGUAAGGUUCAUCUAGAGCCCUUUAUCAUUAGCUAACACCAACACCAACACCAACACACACAACAACAACAACAACAACAGCAGCAACAGCAGCAACAAAGUGACGUUUUUCGUCUUCCGAGCCUCGUGUUGUCUUUAAACAUGUCUCGCCGGGAUCCUUUCCCCUCCACAAAGUAUGAAAACGACUUCACUCUGAGCGGCUUCCGGCCGCAGCAGAGGAAAACAUAUGAUAAACCAACUCACCUGGCCCAAACUGAGGAACCCUGGAGUCGCCUCCAUGAUGCAGCCACUUUGGCCAGCUCCCGGCGGAGCGUUACGCAUUAUGAGCGCCAGGCUCUAAACGACAGCCUCGACUUCCACCUUAAGUCAGUCUACGAUCACCACAAGGACUUCUUCUGGACAAAGAACCAGAUUUUACACCAGAGGGAGACGGUCUCUGAGGAACACAGGAAGCAGGAAAACUUGAAGCAGGACAUGCUGGAAAGGGAACAAGAGACAAAAAUCAGAGUGUGGGUCGAUCCACAGAGGUGCUCCAUUCACAGCAUUAAGUGAAGCACAGGUGCACCAGGGAGAAUAAAGCCAGCUUCCCUUCAACAUGAAGCUUCCAUAACUAUCUCUAACUGUUAUAAACACGAG
Plectropomus leopardus (leopard coralgrouper) is the source of this 862-nucleotide messenger RNA. It is a transcript of the gene cfap276, whose product is annotated as cilia and flagella associated protein 276. Lineage: Eukaryota; Metazoa; Chordata; Actinopteri; Perciformes; Serranidae. The record is from RefSeq and is a predicted model, not a curated record.